This is a messenger RNA of Kluyveromyces lactis, 1590 nucleotides long. RefSeq names its product inositol-3-phosphate synthase INO1 (gene INO1). Gene Ontology annotation, cellular component: cytoplasm. Gene Ontology annotation, molecular function: inositol-3-phosphate synthase activity. The record is from RefSeq and is a predicted model, not a curated record. Bases 1 to 1590 code for a protein of 529 amino acids. The transcript has a single exon. NCBI's taxonomy places the organism in Eukaryota, Fungi, Ascomycota, Saccharomycetes, Saccharomycetales, Saccharomycetaceae. Gene Ontology annotation, biological process: inositol biosynthetic process; phospholipid biosynthetic process.
AUGACUGCACCAACCGUUUUCAAACCAACCGUCAAGGUUGCUACUGAUGUUGCUGAGUUUAGUGAAACUGAAUUGACAACUAAGUAUACUUAUCGUAAUGCUAUUGUUGAAAAAAGUGCAGAUGGUGUUUUCAACGUUGAACCGGUGACUCAAGAUUAUGAAUUCAAGGUUGAUUUAAAGUUGCCAAAAGUUGGUGUCAUGUUAGUUGGUCUUGGUGGUAACAACGGUACCACAUUCUUGGCUUCAAUCUUGGCUAAUAAGCACAAGGUUAAGUUCCAAACCAAGGAAGGUUUGAAGGAAGCUAAUUACUAUGGUUCUGUGACACAAUCUUCUACUUUGAAACUUGGUGUUGACGCUGAGGGAAAUGACGUUUAUGCUCCGUUCAAUAGUUUAGUUCCAAUGGUAUCUCCAAAUGACUUCUAUGUUUCUGGUUGGGAUAUUAAUGGUGCUGACCUUGGAACAGCAAUGGCAAGAGCUGAAGUUCUUGGUGUCGAUUUGCAAAAUAAAUUGCGUCAAGAAAUGUCCGCUCACAAACCUUUACCUUCUAUCUACUAUCCAGAUUUUAUCGCUGCUAACCAAGAUGAACGUGCAGACAACUGUUUCAAUAGGGAUGGUAAGGCUGGACCUGUGUCUGUAAAGGACAAAUGGAGUCACGUUGAACACAUCCGUAACGACAUUCGUCAAUUCAAGGAAAAUAAUGGUUUGGACAAAGUCUUGGUGUUAUGGACAGCUAACACUGAACGUUAUGCUGACAUCGUGACUGGUGUUAACGAUACUGCUGAAAACUUGAUCAAUGCUAUCAGGAGUGAUCAUGCAGAAAUUGCUCCAUCCACUGUCUUUGCUGUCGCAUCUAUCUUGGAAAACGUUCCAUACAUCAAUGGUUCCCCACAGAACACUUUCGUCCCAGGUGUCAUUGAUUUAGCUGAAAAGGAAGGCGCUUUCAUCGCUGGUGAUGAUUUCAAGAGUGGUCAAACCAAGAUGAAGUCUGUCUUGGCCCAAUUCUUGGUUGAUGCUGGUAUCAGACCAGUUUCUAUCGCUUCCUACAACCAUUUGGGUAACAACGAUGGUUACAAUUUGAGUUCUCCACAACAAUUCAAAUCUAAAGAAAUCUCCAAGGCGAGUGUGGUCGAUGAUAUCAUUGAAUCCAACCAAAUUCUCUACAAUGACAAACUGGGUAACAAGAUCGACCACUGUAUCGUUAUCAAAUAUAUGCCAGCGGUCGGUGACUCUAAGGUUGCCAUGGAUGAAUAUUACAGUGAAUUGAUGCUUGGUGGUCAUAACAGAAUCUCCAUCCACAACGUCUGUGAGGAUUCUUUGUUGGCUACUCCAUUGAUCAUUGACUUGUUAGUCAUGGCUGAAUUCUGUUCCAGAAUCAAGUACAAGAAGAUUAAUGACCUUUCAGGAGGUUACCACAGUUUCUACCCUGUCUUGACUAUGUUGAGUUACUGGUUGAAGGCACCAUUGACUAGACCAGGUUUCAAGGCUAUUAAUGGCUUGAAUAAACAACGUGCUGCUUUGGAAAACUUCUUGAGAUUGUUAAUCGGUUUGCCAGCAUUGGACGAGUUGAGAUUCGAAGAAAGAUUGGUUUAA